AUGGCCAAUCUAAACGCAGUAUACGCCGCCCCAGACACGAGCAAGACCUUCGAGCAUGUGAUCCCCACCACAACCGGCACUCUCGCAGCCAAGCAGGCGCACCUCACAGCCCUGCAGGCACAGGUGCCCAAGCUGCAAGACGAGAUCAAUGCCUUCCUGACCCAACGCAUGGAGGAAGAUAAGAAAGCAGGAGCGAUCUCCGCCCAAGAAGCCAAGGAAGAAGAAAACUACGGAGAAGAGGUUGUUGAGGAAGCAUGA
Messenger RNA from Penicillium brevicompactum, 258 nucleotides. RefSeq lists its product as uncharacterized. Lineage: Eukaryota; Fungi; Ascomycota; Eurotiomycetes; Eurotiales; Aspergillaceae. The transcript has a single exon. The record is from RefSeq and is a predicted model, not a curated record. The coding region runs from base 1 to 258 and encodes 85 amino acids.